Messenger RNA from Metopolophium dirhodum (rose-grain aphid), 859 nucleotides. RefSeq lists its product as uncharacterized. Gene Ontology annotation, molecular function: nucleic acid binding; zinc ion binding. Lineage: Eukaryota; Metazoa; Arthropoda; Insecta; Hemiptera; Aphididae. The record is from RefSeq and is a predicted model, not a curated record. The transcript has 2 exons. The coding region runs from base 1 to 843 and encodes 280 amino acids.
AUGACAUCUACAAAGACUGAGCCUAUAAUGAACUUAAACCAAGUUAUUGGGUCACCAGGAACAUUUGAAACAGGUAUGGAUAUUACAAUUUUUGAGUCAAAAUUAACAAAUUUUUUUUUGGCCAAUUCAAUCGAAAACAACAUUCAAAAAAGAGCAAUAUUACUGUCAUCGGUCAGUGAGGAAAUUCAUAAAGUGCUUUUUAGUUUAUGUGUUCCUAACACGCCUAACGAUGUUGAGUAUGAUACUCUUAUGAAAAGUUUAAGCAAGUAUUUCAAACCAAUUAAGUCCUACUUUGCGGCAAGGUAUAACUUUUAUCAGGCUAAACAAAGACAGGACGAAUCGGUGUGCCAAUGGGGUGCACGUGUUAAGAACCUUGCUUCAAAAUGUGGUUUUUCGUCGGAACUAAUAACGGUCAUCCGAGACAUAUUCGUUGUCGGUAUGAGUUCAGGACCAAUCCAAGAUCGUCUGUUAGAAGAAGAUGCUUCAAAAGUUGGAGUAACGUAUUCAAUUCUAAUGGAAAUUGCAACAGCCAAAGAAGCAGUAAUGAAUGACAAAAGUGGUUGGAAAAAAGAAGAAUGCGCAGAUUUGAAGUACCAGAAGAAAAAUAAUGGACACUUUCAAGCCAAGCAGGGUUUUAACGCAUCUAAGGAACAGAAAACCAAAUGCGGGAUUUGUGGCCGUUCCAACCAUCUUCAAAAAGAUUGCAGAUACAAGGACUACCAAUGCAACAAUUGCGGUGAAAAGGGUCAUUUGUCUACCGUAUGUAAAAAGGAAAGAAUGACAACAUAUUAUGCGGCUGAACGUCCUGUUCUGAAUAAUAUUACUGCAUUACUGCACACUUAGCGAGUGUCGGCGUAAG